AUGCUCCGCUUUUUGGUUCUCGCUGGCUUAGCAGCUUCUGCUACAUCAUCAGGUGGCGUUUUUGAAGAUGGACCGUGUCCACCAAUCAAAACAAAGGCCAACUUCGACUUCAACGCGUACUCCGGGACGUGGUAUGAAAUUACGAGGUUCCCUAACAUUGGUGAGGAAUACGACAAAGGCAAAUGCACAACCGCUGAAUACUACGUUGACGGUAACAGGGGUAAGGUGAAGAACACCCAUGUCGUUGACGGUUUGAAGACAUAUAUCGAGGGUGACCUUACCUUGAUUGGACCUGCAAAGAUCAUGCUCACGUACACCUUCGGAGUGUACUCAUGGAUCAAGUCCAGGGGCAAGACCCUUGACGGUAACUCCAAGAUUGCUGUUGAGAAGUUCUUAGCCGACAACUCCAAGAUAAUUGACAAAUCCAAAUACAUCACAAACGACCACUCUGACCAAACAUGCAAAGCUUAUACAACUAAGCCUAUAAUACAGUUCCCCGAAGAUCUAAGUAAUCCGAACUAUAUCGAC
This is a messenger RNA of Iphiclides podalirius (scarce swallowtail), 528 nucleotides long. The record is from the annotation of a GenBank genome assembly. Lineage: Eukaryota; Metazoa; Arthropoda; Insecta; Lepidoptera; Papilionidae.